AUGAUCUCAGCCGAGAUUGCCCAGAUUCCUUCUGCCUGGCCUAACGCGAUCGACACGCGGGCUCACCCUGCCUACCUCGAUGUCAUACCCCCUCGGGAAUCGGGCGACGCCCUAAAACGCUCUCAGCCCUACGACAGCUCAGCCCUACGCUUUCACCCCGAACGCAAAACGAGACGCAUAAUGAGCUCAUCGAGCGACUCGAUCUAUACGAAUUCGACCCCGGAACAACUCGACAGAAAUGAAAGCGUCCCAGUCCAAUCAAAUGAGUCCCAGGGUGUUCUUGCCUGCGUGAAAGAACAGGUCAACUCCGUGACAGGUGGUCGCUCGGUCUCCGAAAUUGGGAGUGAAGUCUCGACUCUGGCAGGGGAGAAGGCGAGUGAAGUGAAGGAGGUUAUUGUUCCAGCUGCGGAGGGGGCGCUUGAGACUUUGCAAGCGCGGAUACAUUCUUUAACUGGCGCUGAAAAUGGUACUGGAAGUGGAUUCGAACAGGCUGUCGAUUCGGCCCUUCAUCCAGAUGAACAUCGCGCCAUUGACGAAAUGGACUCCGAACAACUUUGCGAUUUCCUCCGGGAAAAGCAUAUGAGCACGAAGCCGCCUCCCAAGAUGAACUGA
This is a messenger RNA of Penicillium argentinense, 612 nucleotides long. RefSeq lists its product as uncharacterized. The record is from RefSeq and is a predicted model, not a curated record. The transcript has 3 exons. The coding region runs from base 1 to 612 and encodes 203 amino acids. NCBI's taxonomy places the organism in Eukaryota, Fungi, Ascomycota, Eurotiomycetes, Eurotiales, Aspergillaceae.